Messenger RNA from Microthlaspi erraticum, 1443 nucleotides. The record is from the annotation of a GenBank genome assembly. Lineage: Eukaryota; Viridiplantae; Streptophyta; Magnoliopsida; Brassicales; Brassicaceae.
AUGGGAGGUUGCGUGUCAACGCCUAAGAGCUGCGUAGGAGGCAAAUUAAGGUCAAGCAAGAGGAGAAAGAAUCGGACAAGACGAAAGAUUCAGAAAAAGAGAGUUGUCUCUUCUUCUCGCUUAUCUGACGGAUCUUUCGAUAAUCACGAUCGUCCCUCCUCCAAUCCAACUCUCCGAGCAAGCGUUGAUGAAGCAUGGUUUGAUUCAAAUCUGGCCUUUGAAACAGAUUGUGAUGAGGAUUUUCACAGUGUUGAAGAUGUUAUGUCAGUAAAUGGAGCUGAGCGUAUCUCAGUAUCGAGUAUGUCAUCUGUUAGAGACUCUAACGUUGACGACACUAAGCAUCAGCAGCAGCCUGUGUUCAUAGACGAGAUAUCUUCAAGUGCUGAUGAUAGCUCAAGGAAAGACGAAGGAUUGUUGGAAAGCUGUGGGAUUCUUCCGAGCAAUUGCUUGCCUUGUCUUCAUUCCUCGACUGCGACUGUUCCUUCUAUCGAAAAGCGAAGAUCUUUGAGCUCUAGUCCUCCUAGUAAGAAAGCUGCCACUAAACUAUCUUUCAAGUGGAGAGAAGGUCAUGGUAUUAGUCCUAUGUUUUCUCCAAAAAUGCAGCUGCAGAGACCUAUUGCUGGUUCUCAGGUUCCUUUUUGUCCUCUAGAGAAGAAAAUGUUCGAUUGUUGGUCUAUCAUUGAGCCAAGUAGUUUCAGAGUUCGUAGCAAAACUUACUUCAGAGAUAAGAAGAAAGAGUUUGCACCAAACUAUGCUGCAUAUAAUCCAUUUGGUGUUGAUGUGUUCUUAUCGCAACGUAAAGUAAACCAUAUAGCACAAUACGUGGAGCUUCCUGUUGUUAAUACAGCCUCAAGCAAGCUCCCAUCGAUUCUCGUUGUAAAUGUUCAGAUUCCAUUGUAUCCUGCUGCAAUCUUCCAAGGUGAAACUGAUGGAGAAGGAAUGAGUUUUGUUUUAUACUUUAAACUUUCGGAUAACUAUUUAAAGGAGCUUCCUCCUCAUUUUCAAGAAAGCAUUCAGAGAUUAUUAGAUGAUGAAGUAGAGAAAGUUAGAGGCUUUGCUACGGAUACUAAUGUACCAUUUAGAGAACGGUUGAAGAUCUUGGGGCGUGUUGCGAAUGUGGAUGAUCUUCAGUUGAAUGGUGCGGAGAAGAAACUCAUGAAUGCUUAUAAUGAAAAACCUGUGCUUUCUCGCCCUCAGCACGAGUUUUAUUCGGGUGAAAAUUACUUUGAGAUUGAUAUAGAUAUGCAUAGAUUCAGUUAUAUAUCGAGGAAAGGAUUUGAAGCAUUUUUAGAUAGGCUCAAGCACUGUGUUCUUGAUGUUGGACUUACAAUUCAGGGGAAUAAACCGGAGGAGUUACCGGAGCAGAUUCUGUGUUGUGUCCGGUUAAAUGGGAUUGAUUACAUGAAUUAUCAUCAGUUAGCUGUUAGUCAAGAUUUUCUAUGA